CCAGAUCACUUUUCCAUGCACAUAGGCUUGCAGCUUCCAGAGUGUUUGGGGCGGAGCAAUACUCCUAAUCUUCUUUUCUCAUUCCACUGGAUGAUGAAACCAGGCUACAUGUAGGUAACAUAAUAACUACCAUGUUUGUGCUUUCUACUAGGAAACGGCCUGCGAUUCUGGCGGCUGGACCGCCGGGCCGCUUUCCGAACCGAGCUGCUUGGUCUAAUUCAGCGACAGGCCAUGAACGGAGAAGCCUUCCGCUUGGCCCUACCACAUGCAGGCCGGUAGACUGUAAGGAGAAGGCUCUCGCAUCUGACGAGUAGUCGGCCAAACCAGCUAUCAAAUGGCAGGUUGCUGAAUAUACGAGACUCACACGAUAAUCCAUACCUCGAUUUAUGGUGAGGCAAAGGCUCACGUAGGACAAAACAGGCGGUGAGGAUAGAGUGGCUUGAGGUGUAACCGCCUAUCGAUUCCAGACCAUCGGGUAUAUGAUGGCGCCGAAGCAGCGGCAUGACGAGCCAUGUGAUGCGAUUCGUGAUCGAGAUCCUGAGUCUCAAGACUCGAGACAAGGCUUUGUAUCUGGCGUUGUUGGUCGAGCUGCCUAUGCGGUUUGCAGAUGUGUCCAAUCGACAGAUUUCAGCGCCACUGUCGGACUACUCUGGCUACAUCUGCCAAUGACGUCCAUAUAUUGAGAGGCAAUGCCUUGCUGAAGCUGUUAGUUCAUGUGCAUCGUGUUUUCGUAGCUUAAUCCAAGUACAG
Molecule: messenger RNA, 750 nt
Organism: Trichoderma atroviride IMI 206040
Lineage: Eukaryota; Fungi; Ascomycota; Sordariomycetes; Hypocreales; Hypocreaceae
Source: RefSeq, a predicted model, not a curated record